Molecule: messenger RNA, 417 nt
Organism: Lactuca virosa
Lineage: Eukaryota; Viridiplantae; Streptophyta; Magnoliopsida; Asterales; Asteraceae
Source: the annotation of a GenBank genome assembly
AUGGCUAGAUUAACUUUCUUCAUGGUGGCAAUGCUUCAUCUCCUCCUCCUCUUAUCUCCUCCGGGCACCACACAUGGUGGUGGCAACACUAUUUUCUGUGGUGGUGGUGGCGGCGGCGUUGCAGCUAUGAGACCAUUAGAAGAGAAAGGUGGAGAGUAUGUUACAUACAAGCCCAAAACAGGUGUGAUAAAUCAAGGCGAAGGUGUUUAUGGUUGCUUGCCUAAAGGAAUUCGACACAGUUCUGGUCCUAGCCGAUAUAUUAAUUAUCAAACUCUUGGCUUGCCUAGCGCAUGUUCCACAAAUGCACCUGAACCAUAACCUCAAUUGUAUUCGAUGAAUGGGGAGUUACACAUGUUGUGAUUGUUGUCAUACAUUACAAUAUACUACAUAUAUAAAUUAAACAUGUAUACAGAAACG